ACGAGUCCAUAGUCCACCGGAGGGGGAAGGAGGGUCGGCGAGGUUGCUUGACGACGGCGGCGCGGCGGGCUGCGUGUGCGCACCACCCCCUCUCCCUCCGCUGCCCGAGUCAAGGCAGCCAACAUGGCUGCUGCUCGUGUAACCGAUGGUUCCUUGUGAUCGUGUCCAAAUAUACAAUGCUCAGAUGGAUGUCGAACCGCUGAAGUCGGACGAGCAAACUGGAGUACAAAAGCCAGCGUGAGAUGCAAGGUGACGACAAGAGGAACGACCUGUUUUUGGGAACCGGGGGCUGGGAUGCGCGGCCAGCCCCCGAGACCCGGGAGGGACCCCCGCAGUCGUGGGGAUCCCCCGCCUGCCGGAACUCCCAGGAAGGCUCAGGAGAGGAGUCCUGGGGGGAAUCCGGCGUCCCAUCUGUGAUACACCGCUCGGGCAGCGCAGGCAAUAGUCAGGGGGCCCCACGCCAGAGGGGGCCCCCCUCCUCCUCCUGCUGGGGCGAAGGUGCCCACGAAGGGUCGUCGGAGCAGCUGCUGGGUGCCGUGGGGGGCUCCGAGGAGGCCCCCUCGCAGCGGCGGGCACCCCCUCCCCGCCUGGGGCUCCUGGGGGGCGGCGAGAGCUCGCUCAACAAUGCCGGGGCCUCGGCUGCCGGCGGCUGGGGCCCCCCUCCCGGCCCCCAGCAGGGCGGCUGGGGGGCCUCGGCCCAGUGGGGGGGCGCGGCCCCCCGGGGCCCGGCCCCGCCUCCCGACUACGGAGGCCCCCAGGCGUCUUCCGGGGGUGAGGGGGGUUCCCCGGCCAAGCCUCUCCCCUCCCAGUGGGGCAGCAAGGAGGCCCCCCAACAGGGUCCCCCCUCCGAGACGCCCAAGCCCCCGCCUCCGGAGCACGUGUCGGAGCUACGCAGGGCGGCCGCCUACAGCGAGGGCUGGGGACAGACGGUGAUCAACCAGGAGAGUGCCUGGGACACGCCUCCGUCGCCCCAGCCCGGGACCAAAGAGCCGCCUCCCGUGGCUCCGUGCCCCCCGGGGGUGGUGCCGGGGGCACCGCAGUGGAAGGCCAACACGGGCACCGAGAUCUGGGAGAGCAGCGUGCGCAGCUCCAGGGGGGGCCCCAAGCAGCCCCCGCCGGCCCCCACCAGUCAGGGCCAGCAGGCGGCGACACAGCCCUGGGGCCCCCACACCCCCACCAGCCACAUAGGGGGCACGUGGGGCGAGGACGACGAGUCGCCCGCCAACAACAACAACAACGGCAACGGCAACAUGUGGACGGGGGUGCCCCGCACCCCGCAGGCCCCCGAGCCCCCGGCGCCCUCGUGGGGGGACAACGGCAACAACCGUCCCGAGAAGCAGUGGGGGGGACCCUCCCCUGGCUGGGGGGGCCCCGACGCAGAAGGGGGCCGGCCGUGGGGCGGCGGCAAUCGCCACGGGGCGGACGAGGGCUCGUGGGGGGGCCCCGGGGGCCCCAAGGGGGUCGGCACGUGGUCCCCCGUGGGGCCGCCGCCCCCCAACCCGGGCAAGCGGGGCGGCGAGCCGUCGGGCUGGGAGGAGCCGUCGCCGCCCCCGUGCCGGCGGCCCCCCGUGACGCACUACGACGACGGGACGGCGGUGUGGGGCAACCCGACGCGGCAGGGCAAGGUGUCCCACUGGAAGGACAUGCCGUCGGUGAAGCCCAUCAGCGGGGCGCCCCCGGGCAUGCUGCGGGUGCCCAAGGACGGGGUGUGGGGCGGCCCCAAGGGGCGGCCCUGGCCGGACUGGGACGAGCACAAGGGUGCCUGGGACCAAGGGUACUGGGGGGCCAAGCCCAAGGGGCCCCCCAGCUGGGCAGAGGGCCAGAUCGACACCAGCACCUGGGGGGGCCCGUCCAAGCAGGGGGGAAAGCCGCUCACCAAGGACCUCAUCUAUGCAAGCAAGCAGUUCCGGCUCCUCUCGGAGAUGGGCUUCAAGAAGGAAGACGUGGAGAAUGCGCUGCGAAUGAACUGCAUGAACCUCGAGGAUACGCUGAUGGACCUGCAGGCCAUGGCCAGGGCCGGCGGCGUGCCCGACUCCGGGCUGCUGGACGGUUCGGACUGCGGAGGUCGAGGCGGCCCCAAGAUGCGGGGGGACGACGGGGGGCCGGACCCCCACGGCCCCCACGGGGAGCCCCCGUUCCCGGGCUUCCACGGCGGCUCGGGCUUCCAGGGGCUGCCCGUGUUCGGGGCGGGCUACGGCGCCGCCCAGGGACAGGGCUUCAAGCCGCCUCCCGUCAAGGGCUCAAACCAGGGCGGCCUGCUGAACAGUGGCGGUCUAGGAGGGCAGAACUCUAGUCUGACAGUUGGCAACAGCAUCAGCAGCCUGAGCCCGGCAUUGGUGCAGAAGAUCUUGCAGCAGCAGCAUUUCCCUCCUCAGGGAGGCGGAGGAGGGGCCAUGGGGGCUCGGCUGCCCAACGUCCCCUCGGCGGCUCAGCUUCGGCUGCUCGUUCAGCAGAUCCAGAUGGCCGUGCACGCGGGACACCUCAACCCGCAGAUCCUGAACCAGCCGCUGGCGCCCCAGACCCUGCAGCUUCUCUACCAGCUGCUGCAGCAGAUCAAGGUGCUGCAUGCCCUGCAGCAGCAGCAGCAGGUGCUGCACGCCAAGGGGCCUCCGGGGCAGCCGCCCCCGCUGCAGCUCAACGUGCAGCUCACCCAGACCAAGCAGCGCAUCCUCAACCUGCAGAACCAGAUCGCCGCCCAGCAGGCGCUCUUCCUCAAGCAGCAGCUGCCCGCACCCCCGCAGCAGCAGGAGCCCUUCCCUAAGCAGGAGCCCCUGCACGCGGACUUCCGAGACCUGAACCUCAAGGAGGCGGCGUCCCAGUCCCGCCUGACCCAGUGGAAGCUGCCGGCCUCCCUGGACCAGGAGGACAAGCCGCCGCAGCAGAACGGUGCCCCCGGGGGCGGGGACUUCAGCCGGGCCCCGGGGCCCUCCAAGGGCGCCCUGCACCCGCUCCUGGGGCCCCCCGAUGGGCCCUGGGCCCAAGGAGGCGGCGGGGGCGCGCCCCGGGGCCAGGACGGUUGGCCCGAAUCGUCACGCCCUUCCAACAGCCCCCCCGAGGCCAAGGAGGCGUCCUCGGCCUACAGCCUGGGAGACCUGGUGGCGGAGUUUGAGCCAGGCAAGCCCUGGAAGGGGGCGUCGUCCAUGAAGAGCGCCGAGGACGACCCCCACCUGACCCCCGGCAGCGUGGUGCGCUCCCCGCUCUCCCUCAACACCAUCAAGGACUCGGAGCUGUUUGGGGGCGGCUGGAAGCAGAGCCCGCCGGCGACGGAGGGCUCGCUCGCGGCCUCUCUGGCGUCCCUGACGUCGAGCACGUGGGCCUUCACGCCUGCCAUGCACACGGGUUCGUCUUCGGCCAAGGGCAACAAGGGAGGGAGCUGGGGCUCCAUGGGUUCUGAGCAGCAGAUGCCCAGCUCGGACCCCUGGGGGGCACCCAAGACGAGGGGACCCCCGCCCGGACUGUCCUCUUCAAGCACCCAAGGCUGGGACCAGAGCAGCUGCACUUUCCUGGUGCUCAAGAAUCUGACACCUCAGAUUGACGGGUCCACGCUCAAGACGCUGUGCAUGCAGCACGGGCCCCUGCAGCUGUUCCACCUGUUCCUGAAGCACGGGCUGGCCCUGGCCCAGUACUCUAGCCGCGAGGAGGCGGCCAAGGCCCAGUCGGCUCUGCACAACUGCAUUCUCUCCAACACCACCAUGCUGGCCUACAUCCCGUCGGAGGCCGAGGUGGCCCAGUUCCUGCAGCUGGCGCAGGGGACCCAGCAGGGGCCCCCCUGCUGGGCCCCCGGGGGUGGCGGCGGCGGCCCCUCCUUCCACCGCUUCCCCUACGGCUCCCGCCCCAAGGCCCCCGAAGCCCCCUGGAACCCGGCCUCCACGGCGGCCCCGCCCACCUCGUCGUCGUCGGGCGCCUCCCACCUCUGGUCCUUCCCCGGCGCGGGGGGAGGCCUCUGGGCCGCCCCUCAGGCCCCCCAGGGGCCCCAGGGGGGCGACGACCACCCCGGUGGGCAGCAGUCUUCGCUCAACUCCUUCCUGCCCGGCGACCUGCUCAGCGGGGAGUCGAUGUGAGUGCGCUCUGGACGACGCUGAAGGAGUGUGCUUCUGGCGGACCCUUUUUCUUUCGACCCCCUUCCCCCACUGUGAUAGCCGCGUUGACCCUCUCCCCCCUGCCCCGCCGCUCCGCGAGCCCCGCCACGCGUGCGUCCCCGGGAGGCUUUUGGCGGGCCCGAGUGCGUGUUGUGGUCCGCCCCCUCCUCCAUUUGCCAAAACGAUUCUCUCGGAGUCAAUCAAGAAAGAAGAGUAUAUACACGACAAACAACACACAAACGUUAUUAUAUAUAUAUUGAGAUACCGCGUACAGUGUCUAUCGACCACCUUUUACACCGUGAGGCCGUGCGACGCCGCUCCCCCCCCCUUCCCUGCCUUGUCCCGGCUUGCACAAAGAAAUGAUGACUGCCAAAGUGUGAUACACCCGCCUCCCUGUCCCCCAUCUUCUAUCUGUUCCUCUUGCCGCGCUGGUGGUAGUCACAUCACUUCCUCGUCUCUCUCGCGUUCUGAGGUGCGUUAUGCGGGC
Molecule: messenger RNA, 4566 nt
Organism: Ixodes scapularis (black-legged tick)
Lineage: Eukaryota; Metazoa; Arthropoda; Arachnida; Ixodida; Ixodidae
Gene: gw
Product: protein Gawky
Exons: 16
Coding region: 243-4061 (1272 amino acids)
Biological process (GO): miRNA-mediated gene silencing by inhibition of translation; positive regulation of nuclear-transcribed mRNA poly(A) tail shortening
Cellular component (GO): nucleoplasm; P-body
Molecular function (GO): nucleic acid binding
Source: RefSeq, a predicted model, not a curated record